AUGAAGAUUGAGAACAGCCUGCCCCGCCCCCAGCUCCCCGAGACCCCUCCCCAGACGGGCCUCCAGUUCACCGUGGCGACAGAGGAGGACUUUGAAGAGAUCAUGGCGAUGAGCCAGGACAUCUAUGGAGGGCUGGACUACCUGCCGACCCGCUACACCGCUUGGCUGUCCGAGUCCAACCGCACCGUCAUACUGGCCCGCAAGCAGGGCAAAGUGAUUGCCCUGGAGUCAGUGUGUGUGAUAGAUGACGGUGACACCAUGCUGGUGGAGGGGUUACGUGUGGCCCCCCAGGAGAGGGGGAAGGGCGUGGCAGGGGUGCUUCUGCGGUUCUGCUCUCAGCUGGUCAAGUCCAAGUGGCCUGAGGUGAAGGUGACCAGGCUGACCCGCGACGACCAGCUGGGGCCCAAGGACUUUCAGAAGUACCGCCUCAUCACCAAACAGGGCAUCCUGCUAGUUCGCUUCAAUGCCGAAGACCUCAAGCUCCGGCUCUCCGAACUGGGGCUGCAUGUGACCCUCCCUCCCUCCUCUGAGGGUACCCCCCAGGGUUCUGACACCCCCCUGGUUCCCCCGGUCCUUCUGGACCUCAACGAGGCCCACCAGAUGUUCCUCAACUCUGGCCUGAUGUCCGACGUACUCCCUAACGCUACCAUUGUCCAGGACUGGCAGCCGUUCAAGCCCCUACCCAGCAACAUGGCCAUUCUUCUGAAGAAGGACAUCGACUGGAUGGUGGACGACCGUGACGUCCCCGCCGUGGCCAGCCUCUGCACCCACCCCUUCCGGGUGCCCGGAGGUCCUUACCGAGUUGGUGACGACACGUACUACCUCAACAUCGACGUGUUCGGUAAGGACAUAGGCCUGGUGCUCCAGCAGUUCCUGAGUCACCUCCGGCGCCACACAGCCACCCUGAAGGGGUAUGUCAUGUGUCAGAUGUUUCUGGAUCCUCCCAUGUGGAAACCCAUGGUCGAAUUCUGUCGCCAGACACUGAAGGUGGAGCUGGUUAAGGAAUAUACAGAGCAGUGCGUGGUCGAGUCGGAUGUCAUGUAG
Salvelinus namaycush (lake trout) is the source of this 1044-nucleotide messenger RNA. It is a transcript of the gene nat16, whose product is annotated as N-acetyltransferase 16. NCBI's taxonomy places the organism in Eukaryota, Metazoa, Chordata, Actinopteri, Salmoniformes, Salmonidae. The record is from RefSeq and is a predicted model, not a curated record. Bases 1 to 1044 code for a protein of 347 amino acids. Gene Ontology annotation, molecular function: acyltransferase activity, transferring groups other than amino-acyl groups. The transcript is spliced from 4 exons.